GGGGCGGACUUGUAAACAUUUCAACGUGGAGUAGCAAUGUGCUACCCCCGUGGCCUCCUUACAUGAGUGCUGCGUGUUAGGUUCAGGAAAUGUAUAUUAGUUUACCUAAGCGAGUGGCGUUUAUGUGGCAACCUUUCUCUUAACUCAUAAGUUAGUUGCAGCUAGCAAACCUACAUAUGAGGCCUAUGUCAAAAUCGACAUGAAAAUUCUGUUUAUAGCUUGCCUCAGUCCCAAAACUGGAAACAACACAACAGCUGAGCGCAUAAGGGAUUACAUUGAAAGUGUGGGACACACCUGUGAGCUCAGAGAUGCAGCACAGUUUCAGUCUUCUGCUGAGGUGGCACAGCUACUGUCCCAGGAUCCCCUCUUUGACGGUGCACUAGCAAUUCAUCUAUUUAAAGCUGGGCGACUGCUCUUAGAUAUCCAAGUACCUUUUGGUGUUAUCUUUGGAGGAACUGACAUAAACGAAGACGUCAAAGUCGAACAGAAGCGUUUGAUAAUGGAGCAGGUGCUACAAAAAGCCAGGUUUGCUGUUGCCUUUACUGAGAAGAUGAGAGAAACAUCUGGAUUAUUCUUGUUUUCCCAGAGGGGUAAAGUUUAUGUUCAACCCCAAGGCAUACAGACGGCCAUUGCUCAAACAUUCUGCUGGACAGAAUUCUUAAGGUGCACAGAUGUUAGCACAGCGCAUGUGGAUGAACUACGGGUCUUCCUCUUGGUCUGUGGCCUGAGAAGAGUCAAGGACCCCCUCUACCUGGUCCGGGUCUUCUCAGAGUGGCAUUGUCAGGAUCCUCUGAAUGUCCUAAUUAUUAUUGGGCCAAAGAUUGAUCCUGUUUUUAGCUCUGAAGUUGAGUCUGUGAUUCAAAGAACAGCAGGGGUCUACAUGGCCCAGGAGAGGAGCCAACGGGAGCUACACGCUGCCAUGAAGAAGUGUUUUGCUGUGGUUAACAGCUCCAUCUCAGAGGGCAUGUCUGCGGCCAUCUUAGAGGCUAUGCACCUAGGAGUCCCUGUGGUGGUUCGGGACAUUCCGGGAAAUACAGCCAUCGUGGAGCAUGAGAUCACCGGUCUGCUGUACUCAUCUCCUCAGGAUUUUGUGGAUCAAUCUCAGAGGCUGUUGUCAGAUCCUGAGCUGAGAGAGAGACUGGUGAGGAAUGGGAAAGUCUAUGUGGAAGAGCACCACAGUGUGAAACAGGAGCGGGAGACAUAUCAGAGAUUAGUGGCCACUUUACACUAAGUUCCUUUCCUGUCUUACAUACUGUUAUAACCUGUUUUACAUUAGCUUAAACCAAAGAAGUUAUACAUUGUCCAGUGUUUAUUUAUGAUUUAUUUAUAUGCAAAAAAUGUCAGUAGAUAAGUUUUUUUUUUUUUUUCAAACGGUGGCAAUCUAGGUCUUAAGUUGUGUUAAGAAGGUACAUGUUAAGAGUGGGGUGAUUUUAAGAGUAUAUUUAGUAAAAUUAUUUAGUUUACAAUAUACAGUAUAGCGUUGGGCAUUAUUUUUAUUUUUCUGUUUGAAAAAUGGAACUGAACAGCUCAAAACAAAAAGGGCAAUCAAUCAGGGCAAAAUUGUGCCUGUUGAAGACAAUAAGCAAAUAAUUGUAUAUGGGCUGCUGGACAAUUGCUAGAGAUGUGCUGUUUAUAAAUAAACUUUGAAUGUAUAUUACUCUGUACUGUAGACCGAUCUUUACAAAUAUUUUACUGUACACUAAUGUUUGUUCAUAAAGUGCCUUUUUAAUUGACAGUGAACAAAACUAAAAGUGGAAAAUAUACAUCUGUGUUUUUAUGAUAAAAAUUGUUCAACAUAAAUCAAUAAAAACAUAUCUUGGA
Periophthalmus magnuspinnatus is the source of this 1821-nucleotide messenger RNA. RefSeq names its product glycosyltransferase 1 domain containing 1 (gene glt1d1). Gene Ontology annotation, molecular function: glycosyltransferase activity. Lineage: Eukaryota; Metazoa; Chordata; Actinopteri; Gobiiformes; Gobiidae. The record is from RefSeq and is a predicted model, not a curated record. The coding region runs from base 200 to 1231 and encodes 343 amino acids. The transcript is spliced from 12 exons.